AUGAACAUGCCAUGCUAUAGUGUGCCCAAUCUCAUUGUGGAGAACGCAGCCGUAGGAGAGCAUGCGUCCAACCCCAAAUUCCCUUUCUUCCUCACCUUGCUCCAACCCGUAGCUGCCAAAAUUAAGAUACAUUCAGAAGAGCUUUUGGAGGAAUUUGAAGUGAAAUCGUUUGCGAUUUCCUGGGAUAAUUUCCAAGGUGGAUCUCAUUUCAUUGAAAUUUACAGAGAAAAGGUCGAGAAAUCUAGUUUGGAGGUACAUUUCCAGGAGAUUUGA
Prunus armeniaca (apricot) is the source of this 273-nucleotide messenger RNA. Lineage: Eukaryota; Viridiplantae; Streptophyta; Magnoliopsida; Rosales; Rosaceae. The record is from the annotation of a GenBank genome assembly.